AUGGCCAAACGUUACAUUUAUUUAUUCGAUGAAGUUGACCAAGUUGAAGAAAAGGCCGGCUCUUGGGACGGUGUUCGCGCCCUUCUCGGUGGAAAAGGUGCAAACCUUGCUGCCAUCUCGAAGGACGGAAUUCCAGUUCCAAAAGGCUUCACAAUUACAACUGAAGCAUGCAACGAUUACUACUCCCAAGAUCCACCAGCUUUUCCACCAGGAAUGUGGGAUGAAACUUUAACAUAUUUACAUAAACUCGAAGAACUUACAGGAAAGAAAUUUGGCGAUACAAAAUUACCACUUCUUGUUUCAUGCCGUUCAGGUGCUCGUGUUUCCAUGCCAGGUAUGAUGGAUACCGUUCUCAACUUAGGUCUCAACGAUGAAACAGUCAAAGCAAUGAUCAAUCUUACAAAUAAUCCACGUUUC
Messenger RNA from Trichomonas vaginalis G3, 417 nucleotides. RefSeq names its product pyruvate, phosphate dikinase protein. The annotation marks the transcript as partial. Gene Ontology annotation, molecular function: pyruvate, phosphate dikinase activity; ATP binding; kinase activity. Gene Ontology annotation, biological process: phosphorylation; pyruvate metabolic process. NCBI's taxonomy places the organism in Eukaryota, Parabasalia, Trichomonadida, Trichomonadidae. The transcript has a single exon. The record is from RefSeq and is a predicted model, not a curated record.